Panicum virgatum (switchgrass) is the source of this 2325-nucleotide messenger RNA. Its product is annotated as malonyl-CoA decarboxylase, mitochondrial-like. The record is from RefSeq and is a predicted model, not a curated record. Gene Ontology annotation, cellular component: mitochondrial matrix; peroxisomal matrix. The transcript has 13 exons. Gene Ontology annotation, molecular function: malonyl-CoA decarboxylase activity. Lineage: Eukaryota; Viridiplantae; Streptophyta; Magnoliopsida; Poales; Poaceae. Bases 138 to 1766 code for a protein of 542 amino acids. Gene Ontology annotation, biological process: fatty acid biosynthetic process; acetyl-CoA biosynthetic process; malonyl-CoA catabolic process.
CUCUCACCGGCCGAACCCAACCGCUAAGUUGGCACCGAGCCUCCGGACGCGAGCCGCGACCCAGCAACCGCCGGCGCGGCGCCGCCUACCGCCUUCGCCUCCGGCCGCGUCACCGGCGGCGACCCCGACCGCGUCACAUGACCAGGAACCACACCCCGAAGUCGCUCGCCGUCCUCCUCCGCGCCCGCAUGCACCCGGACGCCCUCCCCUCCUCGCCGUCGCAACUGUCCCCUACUCCGCCCACUGACCCCGACCCCGCCGCCCCACCCGCGGCUUCCGUCCGCCACUGGCUCCAUGCCGCCGCCUCCGCCACCUCCCCGCCCCCCGCGACUCUCGACAGCUUCUCCGAUGGGUACCGCUCCCUCGACCGCGUCGGGCGCCGGGAGGUCCUCCGCUCCCUCGCCACCGACUACGACGUGCCCCGCGCGCGCGUCCGCGACCUCAUGAGACAGUACAUGAGCGUCGCCUCCGCCGCGGCGAUAGGCGUGGAUGGCGCGGAGGCGGAGGAGGGGAAGGAGGGUGCUGCAGCGGCGUUGUACCGGAUGGAGCGGGGUCUCCGGGAGGCGCUCAGGCCCCGGUACGCCGGGUUCCUCGAGGCCAUGAACGCGCAGCCCGGAGGACUCAAGCUCCUCGCCGUGCUCCGCGCUGACCUCCUGGCCUUGCUGGGGGAGGAGAACGCUCCAGCGCUGCGCGCCCUGGACUCGUACUUGAAGGAGAAACUGGUGACUUGGCUCAGCCCUGCGGCGCUGACGCUCCACCAGAUAACAUGGGAUGAUCCUGCCUCCUUGCUAGAGAAGAUUGUGGCAUAUGAAGCAGUGCACCCAAUCAGGAAUCUGAUAGACUUGAAGAGAAGAUUGGGUGUAGGCCGCCGUUGCUUUGGCUACUUCCAUCCAGCAAUACCAGGGGAGCCCCUGAUUUUCAUCGAAGUUGCUUUACACAAAGAUAUGGCUGCAUCUAUACAGGAGGUCUUGUGGGAUGAACCCCCGACUCCUGAAUCUGAAGCCAGCUGUGCACUGUUUUAUGCAAUAUCGUCUACCCAGCCUGGCUUAUCAGGUAUUAAUCUGGGGAAGUUUCUUCUCAAGCGUGUGAUUGAUAUGUUGAGAAGAGAUAUGCCUUCAGUACAGAUUUUUGCAACACUGAGCCCAAUCCCUGGUUUCAUGCAAUGGCUUCGUGCUAAACUGGCCUCCCAAAUGAAAUUAGCAGAGACGGAAUCGCAAGAGGGUAAUUCAUUAGAAGGAGCUAGCUCUACUUUCAGAGAGUCCAUUCUUCUUCCUGAUGAAGAGAAGAUGAUUCAUGAUGCCAUUGAACAAGCUCAUGGGAAACAAGGAAUUGAACUAUUGCAAGAUAUACUGAAAACAAGUCAGUGGGUAAAAUCCGAAAAAUUAUCUGCUGCACUGAAAUCUCCUCUGAUGCGUUUGUGUGCAAGGUAUCUUGCCAGAGAGAAAAUCCGAGGAAAAGCUUUAGAUGCUGUUGCAAAUUUUCACUUGCAAAAUGGAGCAGAAAAAAAUCAAAUAUUUUUUCAAGAAUCAUGUUAUAAUACUGUAGUUUCUUUUGCUGAUCAACACUGGCUAAUUUGGCAGAUGAUUGAGAGAAUUAACUGGAUGGCUGACCAAUCAGAGAAGGGCAUUCAACAAAGUGGAGGUAUCAUGGUCAAUUAUCUUUACAGGUUAGAGAAUAUAGAAGAGUAUGCACUGUCAUAUUCCGGCAAAGGGCUUGUCCAUUCUUCACCUAGCCUGUCCCAGUAUCUUGAGCCAAAGGAUACGUGAAACUGAAUAUUCCAGGCACGAAUUCUGUUUCCACCAAGGUAUUAAAUCAGCCAUUGGAUACUUUGAUCGAAAAGAAGGAUAUUAUACUGGCCUUCCUCUAUUAAUUGUGAACGUAGAGAAUUCAUAUGAUAGGUCUUACGGUUUUAUAGUUUGUAAGAGGGUAAGUUUGAGAUAGCUGGGAUGAUGUAACGGAAAUAAUGCACAUUAUGUCUGCCUACUGCGUAAGAAUACCAGGAGGAAAAAGAACGUUUAGAUAGCUGGAAUCAGGCUGGUCCAGGCCUUCAGGGUCUACUGUAUAUUCAUGCACACUUUUUUUUGGCACUGUUCUGCGUAUGCUUCGGUCUGGUGAACCAUGUUGGCUUCUGCAGGGGCAAAUUUCAAUGUGCAUCGUCCAGUAUUGGCACUGGUGUCUGCACCUCUGCACGCCCGCUACUUGGGAUAGAUUGGUCAUUGGUGUAUCCGGGACAUGUCACCGUCCUAAACGACUUAUAUUUGUAAUCCGAUAGAGUAUGCAUGGUACCUGUAUAGUAUAACCUGUUGAAAUUGUUCUUAAGUGCAA